AUGUGUGGGAUUCUUGGAAUUGUAUUGGCUGAUCAGUCAGAAGAUGUUGCAGCUGAAUUGUUAGAUGGAGCCAUGUUUUUGCAACAUAGGGGACAAGAUGCCGCAGGUAUUGUGACCUGUGCAGGAGGACGUUUUUAUCAAUGCAAAGGUAAUGGAAUGGCCAAGGACGUACUUACGGAGCAACGUAUGAAAGGGCUGGUAGGUAAUAUGGGAAUUGCGCAGCUAAGAUAUCCGACUGCUGGUUCUAGUGCCAUGAGCGAAGCGCAGCCGUUUUAUGUUAACAGUCCAUACGGAAUUGCACUUUCUCAUAAUGGUAAUCUUGUGAAUGGACGUAAUCUCCGCCAGAAAUUAGAUGAUGUUCUUCAUCGCCAUAUAAAUACAGAUAGUGAUAGCGAGUUACUGUUGAACAUUUUUGCUGCUGAGUUGGCUCAGUACGACAAGAAAAGAGUUAACUCAGAAGACAUUUUCAAGGCCCUCGUUGGUGUCUACAGAGAAUGUCGUGGAGCUUAUGCUUGUGUCAGUAUGUUGGCCGGCUAUGGUAUUAUUGGAUUUCGUGAUCCUCAUGGUAUCAGACCUUUAGUCGUCGGAGAACGUGUGAGAGUGUCCCAAACUCCCGGUGACACUCACUUGCAAUGCGAUUAUAUGCUUGCCUCUGAGAGUGUAGUUUUAAAGGCUCAUGGAUUUCACAACUUUAGGGAUAUUUUACCAGGUGAAGCUGUUAUUAUCACAAAGAGAGGGCCUCCGGAGUUUUGUCAAAUUGUUCCUGCGAAAGCCUACACUCCGGAUAUUUUUGAAUACGUUUAUUUUGCUAGACCUGAUUCGAUUAUGGAUGGAAUAUCUGUCUACCGAAGCCGUUUGGCAAUGGGGCGCAAACUAGCCCAGAAAAUCACCUCUCGUUUUACCAGUCAGUCCUUAAACGUAGUUAGAGAAAUUGAUGUGGUGAUACCUGUUCCAGAUACAUCUCGACCUUCAGCUCUGGAAUGUGCCGUGACGCUUGGCAUACCAUUCAGAGAAGGUUUUGUCAAAAAUCGUUAUGUGGGCCGUACCUUCAUUAUGCCGAACCAGAAGGAAAGAACUUCGUCUGUGCGACGUAAAUUAAACGCUAUGUCUUCUGAGUUUGCUGGUCGUAACGUUUUGUUAAUUGACGACUCGAUCGUAAGAGGAACCACGUCCAAGGAAAUCGUUAACAUGGCAAGAGAAGCUGGCGCUAACAAAGUAUACUUUGCAUCAUGCUCUCCAGUCAUACGAUACAAUCAUAUAUAUGGCAUUGACCUCGCAGAUUCACGUGCUUUGGUGGGAUUUGGUCGAUCAGAAAGGGAGGUAUCUGACUUGAUAGGUGCUGACGAUGUAAUUUACCAGUCACUUGAUGAUUUGAAAUCCUGUUGUGUUCAGGAGCCCGAACUCCCAUCCGAGUUACCCUCAACUAGGAUUGCAUUCACCCAACCACCUCCGAAGAUUAAUGGAUUUGAGGUGGGUGUAUUCACCGGAGUUUAUGUAACUGGAGAGGAAGAUCAUUAUCUCAAGGAGUUAGAACAGGUAAGAGCUAAAAAUGAGCGAUCACGUAUUAAUGGCUGUGGUAUAGACGUUAAAGCGGAGACUGAUAUUUCUUUGUUUAAUAGAGGGGAGAGUUGA
This is a messenger RNA of Komagataella phaffii GS115, 1632 nucleotides long. Its product is annotated as Phosphoribosylpyrophosphate amidotransferase. Gene Ontology annotation, molecular function: amidophosphoribosyltransferase activity. The transcript has a single exon. Bases 1 to 1632 code for a protein of 543 amino acids. Gene Ontology annotation, cellular component: cytoplasm. Lineage: Eukaryota; Fungi; Ascomycota; Pichiomycetes; Pichiales; Pichiaceae. Gene Ontology annotation, biological process: purine nucleotide biosynthetic process; purine nucleobase biosynthetic process. The record is from RefSeq and is a predicted model, not a curated record.